This is a messenger RNA of Oncorhynchus mykiss (rainbow trout), 3149 nucleotides long. Its product is annotated as cytohesin-3. Gene Ontology annotation, molecular function: guanyl-nucleotide exchange factor activity. Lineage: Eukaryota; Metazoa; Chordata; Actinopteri; Salmoniformes; Salmonidae. Gene Ontology annotation, biological process: regulation of ARF protein signal transduction. The record is from RefSeq and is a predicted model, not a curated record.
CGCUAUCCUUUGCAUUGGACUGCAUUGGAGUAGGUUGGCUAACCUGGAUAGAGAGUAGUGGCAGGAUAACUAUUAUCAUCGGAUUUAUUACAUCCAAUUCUUGGAAACGUUUCUUAUACAUCUUUGAUCGUAAUACAUGGAUGUUUAUUUGGUGGUACCCUAGAUUUCUCAUGAAGGUAGGCUUUUUUGUUAUUAAUAUAUUUUCGCUGUUGCAUUUCGACUGUGCACAGCUCAGCUCCCUGUGAGUCGUCGGUCUGUCAUUACAGGAUAUAGAUCGUAGCCUAUCUACCGUUUAAAGACAGUAAUAAAAACACGUCUACCUUGACAUCUAAACUUGACCCACCGAUCUGAUUUCUGGACUGUCUCAUCACGGCAUUCACGAGAUGGACGAAGACAAUCAAGUACCUCAGGAUCUCUCACUGGAAGAGAGGGGUGAGCUGUCAAACAUCCGGCGGAGGAAGAGAGAGCUGCUGGAUGAUAUUGAACGCUUGAAGUUUGAGAUAGCUGAAGUCAUGACUGAGAUUGAGCAACUAACAUGUGUAGGAGAAAGCAAAACAACACAGCGGAACAAACAAAUCGCCAUGGGGAGGAAGAAAUUCAACAUGGAUCCUAAAAAGGGGAUCCAGUUUCUCCUGGAGAACGACCUUCUGCAGCACACCCCAGAAGACAUCUCUCAGUUCCUCUAUAAGGGCGAGGGCCUGAACAAGACGGUCAUCGGAGACUACUUAGGGGAGCGAGAUGAGUUUAACCUCAAGGUGCUGCAGGCGUUCGUAGAGCUCCAUGAGUUUGCUGACCUCAACCUCGUCCAGGCCUUAAGGCAGUUCCUGUGGAGUUUCCGUCUUCCUGGUGAGGCUCAGAAGAUUGACCGGAUGAUGGAGGCGUUUGCCUCGCGGUACUGCGGCUGUAAUCCGGGGGUUUUCCAGUCAACAGACACCUGUUAUGUGCUGUCGUUUGCCAUCAUCAUGUUGAACACCAGCCUGCACAACCCCAACGUCAGAGACAAGCCCCCUGUAGAGAGAUUCAUCUCCAUGAACAGAGGUAUCAACGAGGGAGGAGACCUGCCAGAGGAACUACUCAGGAAUUUAUUUGAUAGCAUCAAAAAUGAGCCCUUCAAAAUCCCAGAAGACGAUGGCAACGAUCUGACACACACGUUCUUCAACCCUGACAGAGAGGGAUGGCUACUGAAACUAGGUGGAAGAGUGAAGACCUGGAAGAGACGGUGGUUCAUUCUGACUGACAACUGCCUGUACUAUUUUGAAUACACAACGGACAAGGAACCUCGUGGGAUCAUUCCUCUAGAGAACCUUAGCAUAAGAGAGGUGGAUGAGCCCAGGAAGCCUAACUGUUUCGAGCUCUACAACCCCAAUCACAAGGGUUCAUUGAUCAAAGCGUGUAAGACUGAGGCGGACGGCCGGGUCGUCGAGGGCAACCACACAGUGUACAGGAUUUCAGCGCCCACCACAGAGGAGAAGGAGGAGUGGAUCAAAUCCAUCAAAGCAAGCAUUAGCAGGGAUCCCUUCUAUGACAUGCUAGCCACCAGGAAGCGGAGGAUAGCCAAUAAGAAGUGAGGAGAACCUGACCACACCCACCCUAUCAUCAGUGACACCAGCAUGGACCUCCAUCGGUCCAGGAGACGGGGGGCGAGGGGGGGGCUCACACACACAGCCCAGGGACAGGAGACACAGCAGACAAGGGGAUCCAGAUUUAGUGGGGAUUUGACUUCGGAUGCAACACGUCUACACUUCAUCAGUAUGGAUAAAGGACAAGUCGGGAAGGGCACUUGACAUUUUGGUUAUCAGUUUCUUUUCAGAUGCAUGCAAUGCACACAACUAUAAAUUGUAUGUGUGAAUGUACUGUAUUGUGAAAAGGACAAUGGUCUGAGCAAUAUGUAUGAGGCUGUGUGGGGCCUCCCCAAUGUCCCCAUACAGACGGCGCUUUCCCCAACAAUCGAAGCAGGCUCGAAGAAACAUGGACAUCUUGGCUAGCUCAACAUUGUCCUCUAGUGGGUGAAUUGAGUAUGAUUUCAAUGUCAGAAGAACCUCAAACUUUUAGGAAUCAACGGGUCAGAUUUUCACCUGCAAAACGACUGAUACAAGUAGUGUACAAUAAGAAUCUGUUUUCUUUCCUCUUUUGUUUCAUAAUGCCAUACCCAGUUGUUGCCAGUUCAUAUUAGAUAUCACUAUGGUCUAUGUAAGGUCAAAUGUGAAUUCCUGCAGAGCUAUAAUAUACUGUAUUAAUAAUACAUAGUCAAGUUUGUGUGACAGUUAUUCAAAGCUAGUUUAUGUAUUGAUUCAAAGUCCACUGCUGUACAUUUGUUUUUCAUAUUUAUUUUCUCUAAUUACAAAAGUGUAUUCCCCUUGACAUAUGUACUGUACAUAGUUUGUUUCUGUAGCAUGUAAAAGGUUAUGGCUAGCCUACACCCGUUUGUUCACAUUUCAAAGUUGAGCAAUGAGCAUUACAGAUUACAUACUGCAGUGGAAGAAACCCUCAACUCCAACUCCACAGAGAAAAUGAAGAAAAACAAUUCCUCAUAUUUCUAAAAGAAACAGAAAUGUAGCAGCCAAGCCAGCUGGUUUUUACAUUGGAAGGUGAAAACUAAUGGCUCUAUUCACUCUGUAUCGUAGAAGACAGCGUGAUUGCCAUUACAUUUCAAUGUUCCCGCGUUAGCAGAGACUGCGUUCACGGUAAACGCUGCAUAUGUCAGCUCAAUUGGAAAUUACCUCAAUUUAUAGAGCGCCAAGUGUAACACUUCAGCGAAAAAGAUUGAAUAGAUCAGGUUUGGAUCUAAAUCGCCCCGUUGUGAGACAGAGAUGGAACUUUACAAAAGUUGUGUAAAAGCUCAAGAGAAUCUCAAAAUGUUACAGCAGCCUUAAUGUUAUGAGAAUUUUGAGUAAAAAUACCAGAUCUUCUCCUGUGUAACUGACCAGUCUGAUACCUACCCAGCCACCUAUUCUUUAGGUUAUAGCUUCCACACAGUCUAUUGUAUGUGGACAAUACAGGUCCACAUACAAGGUUCACAGGUCCUGUUUUGAACUCCCACACUAUCAUUGUGUAACCUGGAAACAAUAUGAAAAAUUACCUAACCACUGUUAGCCCUAAAUCCAAAGUGUUUCAGUCUAUCCAAGCAACCAAUUAAACAAUCACUCAUA